Messenger RNA from Closterium sp. Naga37s-1, 1218 nucleotides. Lineage: Eukaryota; Viridiplantae; Streptophyta; Zygnematophyceae; Desmidiales; Closteriaceae. The record is from the annotation of a GenBank genome assembly.
AUGUGGAUGGUCCUCAGCGAGGACUGGCGCGACUGGACAACGGCCGCAAGGAGGGCAUGGGCACAUACCUUCUACGACACCAUCCUCGAUGCCCCGUGGUGGAAGCGCGCGGAGUUUUUCGUGAAGCUGCUGGAUCUCCCGUACGUCGUCAUGUGCAAGACGGACUCGGAUGCGAAGGGCAUGAUGGGUCGUCUUUACGACCUCAUGCUCCAGCUCACCGAGGACAUCCGCGACCGUCUCGACGAGCAUGCGGAAGGGGUCCUGUCAAGGGGAGAGGUGGGGGAGGUUCGGAAGAUCGUGCAGGACCUCACCAGGAAGGACGGGGUCGAGCGCCGCGCCUCCCUCGUCAUCCAAGAAGGCUUCACUGCCUUCCUCAACCUCCAAGGCAGCUUCGGCAUGCCCGACGCUAUUGCCAACCGUGAGGCAGUGAAGGAGGGCAAGAUGACCGCGGUCGCCUGGUGGACGUGGCACGGGACCGACUAUCCCGAGCUCACCACGCUUGCUUGCCGCGUCCUCACUCAGCCGGUGUCCGCGUCACCAUGUGAGCGGAACUGGGCGAAGUUUGAUGCCGUGCACACGGCAAGACGGAACUGCCUCGGCUCGGAGAAGCACUGGGAUCUCGUUGGGUCAUACUUCAAGAACCCCUGCUACGUGGGAGCAUGCAUCAACGAUGGCAAGGGCGCCUACUCGUGCAUCUGCCCUCCCAACCACUUGCAGAGCACUACUGUUGACGCCUUCCCCACCUGCGAUCCAGCGAGCACCACAGCCACCACGAUGGCAGUCAGUGGAGACAACUGGAUGUGCUCUGAUGUUCAUCAACUUGUUGGCCUCUCACUGGAUAAAUUCACUCUUCAGAAUGCAGUAAGGACCGGCACACAGCUCCAGUCAACUGAUGAGGACCUCGCCUCACUCAACCCCGGCCUUGACUGCUCCGAGCCCAUUAAGGUGGGUCGCUCUGUGUGCCUCGAGCGCAGUUCUACCUUCGCCUACACGGUGCCUCAGUGUCUGCAGUACGGCAAGCUCACAGCGCAAGACACAUGCGACAAGCUGAGGACCACUAGUGCCGGGGGGGUCUCGUGGCCGGAGGUGUACCGCAACAAUCCUGGCCUUACAUGCUCCGCCACCAUCCCUUCAUCUGCCUCCUCUGUUGGCAGCAAUAUUGGCGUACAGGUGAGGGCUAUGAGGGGGAGCAUGUGGAGGAAGGGAGGGGGGCAGUAG